Astyanax mexicanus (Mexican tetra) is the source of this 7437-nucleotide messenger RNA. It is a transcript of the gene kctd5a, whose product is annotated as potassium channel tetramerization domain containing 5a. The transcript has 6 exons. Gene Ontology annotation, biological process: proteasome-mediated ubiquitin-dependent protein catabolic process; protein homooligomerization. Gene Ontology annotation, cellular component: Cul3-RING ubiquitin ligase complex; cytoplasm. The coding region runs from base 59 to 736 and encodes 225 amino acids. The record is from RefSeq and is a predicted model, not a curated record. NCBI's taxonomy places the organism in Eukaryota, Metazoa, Chordata, Actinopteri, Characiformes, Acestrorhamphidae. Gene Ontology annotation, molecular function: cullin family protein binding.
UCUGCCGCUGGGAGGCGGAGAGACAGACGGAGGGAGAGAAGGAGAGAGAGAAGGAGGGAUGGCGGAGAAGAGCCCUGACCCGAGCGGCUCGGCCGGCCGGAGGUGCGCCGCGCUGUCCCCGGCGGACAGACUGCAGUCCUCGGGGAGCGGCGGAUCCUCCAAGUGGGUUCGGCUGAACGUCGGCGGGACCUACUUUCUCACCACGCGGCAGACGCUGUGCCGGGACCCCAAGUCCUUCCUGUACCGCCUGUGCCAGGCGGACCCGGACCUCGACUCCGACAAGGAUGAAACAGGUGCUUAUUUGAUAGACCGAGACCCAACCUACUUUGGACCAGUACUCAAUUAUCUGAGGCAUGGAAAGCUGGUGCUGAACAGAGGCCUUGCAGAAGAAGGUGUUCUCGAAGAGGCAGAGUUCUACAACAUCACAUCAUUGAUAAAACUAGUCAAAGACAAAAUCAGGGAGAGAGACUGCAAAACGACUCAGCUUCCUGUGAAACACGUCUACAGAGUCCUGCAGUGCCAAGAGGAGGAGCUGACUCAGAUGGUCUCCACCAUGUCUGACGGCUGGAAGUUUGAACAGCUGGUCAGUAUCGGCUCAUCCUAUAACUAUGGAAAUGAAGAUCAGGCGGAGUUCCUCUGCGUCGUCUCCAAGGAGCUGCAUAAUCAGUCGUACGGCACGAGCAGCGAACCGAGCGAAAAGGCCAAGAUCCUGCAGGAACAAGGCUCCCGGAUGUGAGGCGGCGGUGCUGUAGAUGGUUCGGUCCUGCCGGUGCCGAGCGGAACCACAUGCGCGCGGAAUUCGGCGUGAGGCGAGAGAAAUUAUUAGAAAUGGGCGAUCUAAUUUUUUGAUUUGGAGUAAACGACACACGUUUGUGCCUGCGCAGCAAAGCUGGACCGGCUUUAUUUCACGUUCUGGACGGAAAAUUGAUUCAUCAGUUUUGGCAAUACGAAAGGCAGGAAUAUUAUGGGCUACUCGCUGAGCUAAAAGGGCCUCGUUCAUAUCCGGCCCACAGUUUACUCAGGGUCUCAUCGACUUACUGAAAUUACUUUAACCAUCAAAUUUACAUUUACAGUCUCAUUUAUGUUCCCAUAAAUACAUUAACAUAUAUAUCAAGAUAUGUACAGUAUGUCAAAGUUGAACCAUGAUGGAGAAGGGAGUAGUAGAAUUGAGUGUUUCUGGUUUAUUUGUCUUCUUUUGUCUUCUUUUUCUAAAUAUAAAAAUAUGUUUUCUGUUUAGUUUUUUUGGGGUGAGGGUGGUUAUUGCAGAAGUUACAGGUGAUCUGAUGAAUAGUGUUGACCACAUUUCUUCUUUUUUUUUUGUUGCAUUAAAUCAAACUAAGAUCUUGUAUUUUAGCAUGUACAUCAAACCAGAGCUGAUCAAAUAUAUUAUAUAUAAAUAUAUUCAUACAUAAAUUCCUCUUCCAACUGCAUAGUGUUAGUCAGUUUUACAGUUUUUUUCAUACCAGGGACAAACAAAGAAAAAAAAACACGUCCAUAUCGACUCAAGGUUACAGUACGAAUUAGUUUUUUGUUUGUUUUUAAGCAAUUUAUUUAUUUUUGACUUUUUUUAUGUGAUUUUUUUCGAUGUGCUAAAAAAGAAAGAAAGAACAAGAUGGGAACGUCUAAAAACGUCUAAAGUCUGUGCUGAACUUUUGAACUUUGUCUUCCAUCCUUGGGUUCAUUCCAAAUGGUUUGCAGUUAAACUGGAACUGUUUUAUAUAUAAAUGUGUGUAAAUAUAUUAAAUAUAUCGUCACUGUCGCUCAAAAAUCUUGUAAAUUCUGAUUUGCCAUUUUUUUUUACCUUUUAAUGCAGGUUGUUUACUGUAUUGCUUCAGAUGUUCAUGAUAAAUGAACCAAUAGAAAUGCUCCAAAAUGAUUUGGAAUAAAAUCGCUUUAUAUUGACUUUUAUUGAUUAAGCCUUAUCUGCUUAUUGUACAAUAUAUGGAUAAUUAAUUUUUUUUAAUAGUGCAACAAUAGCGUGUUGCACUUAUCGUGCAUAAGCAGAUAUGAUAACUUUGCUUGCAAAUAUUUGCAUUGUCAUUUUAUUUGUGCUUUAUUUAUUAAGGGUAUUUUAAAAAUGGAUAUAAUUUUUUUUAUAUCUAAAUAACCCUAAUAAUCAAAGUUUAUUGCAAUAAAAAUAUAAAAAGGUCUAAUUAUAUUAAGCUAUUCUAUUUUUCAUAUAUUUUCCUAUUUAUUAAUAUAAGUUAUCACAAUAAUAUCGUGCAUAAAAAAGCGAUUAUUGUGACGGGCCUGACUUCCAUUUUUAUUUUUUUAUUUAAAUUGUGUUUUGGUGAUUUUAGCAGUUUUUUUGUGACAGUGACGAUAUUUAAAAUAUAGCUAGCUAGGUAUGUUGGGUAGUUUUGGAGAGGGGAAAUAAUGCUAAGGGUUUUUUACUGAUGGAUUAAGAGAGGCGAGGGAGGACCUUUUAGAUGUUUAAGCCUUUUUUAUAUAUAUAUAAUUGCAAAAUUUAGGCAGAUUUCGUGUUUUUUUUUUUUUUAAGACUGACUGAAUCAGGUCCUUUUUAUGUUUUUUCUCUGCUGUUAGAGAACUGCUUUAUUAGUUAAAUGACUGACUGUUAUUAGGUGGUCUUGACAUUUUUUUAAAUAUGUUUCUUUUAUACGACCUUUAGUUUAAGGCGACAGAGACAUUUCAGAUGUUUUAGUGCGCAUCGAUACCAUUGGCUGGAGCUGGUUCAUAUCUGGCAUGAUCUAAAUCAUUAUUAAUCAUUGUAAUUUCAGGAGCUGUGAGUUGAUUCACAUGAGACUACAUUCUCAUUAUCAGACUGCUUAGAAUCUAAUCAGAUUUUUUGCUUUAAUGUGAAAAAGAUCUGAUUUUUUUUAGGGCUGUGUGGACACACUAAAUCUGAUCCCUUCAAACCAUAUUUGUAUUACUUUUAUUUGUAUUCCAAAAUUCGAUUUGUUAACAGAGCAAAUAAUCAGAAUUAAAUAAUCAAACUUAUAAUUUGAACACAGCAUUAGAGCAGUGGUUCCUAAAGUGGUUUCACUCACAUUUUGUGUCUGUCUGCUUCAAACACAUCAUUAUCAAGUACUCCCUGAGUUAGCGAUGGUGCUUUACAAGCAGAAAACCAAUAAAAUGUGCACCAGGGUUGGGAACCAUUGACUUGAGCUCUGGGUGGGGACAGUAGAUGGUGCUUAUUCCCAUCAUCACUCCUAGGGUGAUGUGGAUCAGCACAAGGCUGCAUCUGUGAGCUGAUGUAUUAGAGCCGAGUCACUGCACGACGAUAUAUUGUCCCACAAAUUAUUGCGAUACACGAUAUUUUUGUCAUUUUAAGACUAUUAAAUGCCACUGACAUAAUGAUAUCAGAAUAGCAUUUAAAAAAUUAAAUUAAUCAAUUAUUAUAAUUAGUUUGGGAAUUAUUAUAUACUAAUUUCUUCACCUGUUCACUUUUAUAUAUAUGUGUGAACAAAACAAACAUACAAAUAAACACAAUAGAUGAUAUCACGAUUAUAAAAAAUGAUUGAGGUCAUGUUUAUUUAUUGUACGAUAAAUCGAUAUUGCAAUUAUUGUGACAGGCCUACUGACGUUACUCACAUUAAGUUACUGCUCUUUUACUCUGUCAUACUACACAGACCUUUGUCUCUCGCAACACUGAAAUUUGGAAAUUUGUCGGCUCCAACAUAAUCGGCCUAAAAUCUGAUUCCUUAUAAUGUGAAUGUAGCCCUAAAAAACUAAACUCAGCUCUUUAUUGACUGGAUUUUUUGAAGAAUGGUAUCUUUGCACCUCUGUAUAUGACUCUCGCGCACUAUCUAUAAUUUUAUAAUUAAUAUUAGGACUCGUGAUCUACGUCCCAUAUACGCCUAGUGUAUGGCGACUCCUUCAGACUGUAGCAAAACACAAUCUAAUAGAGCUAAAGCUCGAAGCUUAUCAUUUAAAAGUGUUUCCUGUUUGUUUUUUUCUUAGAUAAACAAUCACUUUUGAUGAGUUCAACUCUUUUGUAGUUGAAUAUUCUUACGGAAUAUACAUAUUUCUGUUCAUAAAACACAUUUUCGACAAUGUUGCCUUUAAUUGAUGACCAAUAAAAUGUCCGUUUCAUUUUGAAUCAUGGUCAGGGAAAACAACGACAAAAAAAAAAUAGCGUAUCACUUUGCUGGGCUAUGAGCUUCGACUGCAGUUUAGGGCCAGUGUUAAAAAAAAGAAAAAAUGGAUAUAACGUAGGCUCUGAGAGUGAAGUCGUAAUAUUUUAUUAAUAAAGUCAUAAUAUUUGGAGAGAGAAGUCGUACAAUGUGGCAUUUCACAAAUAAAGUCCUAAUAUUUUGAGAAAAAAGUCGUAUAAUGUUGCAUUUUGGAAACAAAUUCGUAAUAUUUAGAGAGAAAAGUCGUACAAUGUGGCAUUUUGGAAAUAAAUUUGUAAUAUUUCAAGAAAAGGUCAUACAAUGUGGCAUUUUGGAAAUAAAUGUCUAAUAUUUUAAGAAAAAAAGUUGUAUAAUGGGGCGUUUUGAAAAUAAAUUUGUAAUAAUUCUAAGAAGGUCGUACAAUGUGGCGUUUCGGAAAUAAAUGCCUAAUAUUUUGAGGAAAAAAGUCUUAUAAUGUGGCAUUUCGGAAAUAAAUUCUUAAUAUUUCGAGAAAAAAGUCGUAAAAUGUCGGAAAUAGAUUCAUAAUAUUUCAAGAAAAAAAGUUGUAUAAUGUGACAUUUCAGAAAUAAAUGCCUAAUAUUUUAAGAAAAAAGGUUGUACAGUGUGUCAUUUCGGAAGUAAAUUUGUAAUAUUUAGAGGAAAAAAAAUUAUAUAUUGAAAAUAAAGUGGUGAUAUUUCAAGAAUCAAGUCAUAAUAUUUUAAAAAUACUUUUUUUCUUGGUAAUUAAAAUUUUAUGAGAUUUGUUUUAAUAAUUAUGCCUUUUCCUAAAAUAUUACAAAUUUAUUCUUAAAAACGUUUACAUCUUUAUUCUCAAAAUACUACGACUUCAUUCUGGACGUCUGCUGUUUUUCUUUUUUUAACAGUGGCCUUUAAACACUGUCUAAAAAGGCAUAUCUCGAUGUUGGCGUUGUAAAUAAACUAAAAGCAGCAUAAUAUUCAGAUGUAACUAUUCAGUGCAUGCUAUUAUUUCUCAUAGGUCUGUCUUUUUCUCGCACACACACACACACACACACACACACAAAGGGCUUUAAUAGUGGAAUACAAGCUAUAAUAACUUUUGCGGAGGCUCGUCCAGCCUCUCUAUAUCGCCUGAUCAGGGCUACGUUUACAUGCUAGUGUUUUGGCUUUGUUUUCUAUUUGAUAAUCUUUCAUGUUUACUUACCUUGACUCUGUGGCACCACCGUGUUGUUUGGCUGGUUUUAAAAACCUCUAUGUUUACAUUUUCUCUUUAAUCUAAUAACAUAGCUAGUUACUGUCCACCCAUGUGUCUUUUACCUUUACUUUUCAUAUUUUUACCUUCAUCAGAGUCUCUGACUCACUGAGUCCUUGGCUUACUGCUCACUCGCUGAGUCGCUGAUUCCAUAACUCGCCGAGUCGUUUGCUCACUAAUUGAGUCACUUAAGUUAGUUGCUUGCUCAAUGAGUCACUGGUUCAGUAAGAUACUGGCUGAGUAGCUGGCUCACUGCUUAAGUUGGAGCUUUUCUAAACCACUGGUUCGGUUAGUUGCUUAUUCACUGAGUCACCUUAUUAAUGAGUCACUGGUUCAAUUAGUCACUUACCUGCUGCAUUGCUGAUUAAGUUAUUGGCUUACUAACUGAAUCACUACCUUGCUGAAUGAGUUACUGGCUCACUAAUUGAUUUGGUGCUUUAGUGAACCACUGGUUCGAUUAGUUGGUAAUUCACUGAGUCAACUGCUUGGUGUCUGAAUCAGUGACUGAAUCGUUGUCUCAGUGUCUGAAUCGGUGACUGAAUCGUUGUCUGAAUCGGUGACUGAAUUGGUGACUGAAUCGUUGGCUCAGUGUCUGAAUCAGUGACUGAAUCGGUGACUGAAUCGUUGUCUCAGUGUCUGAAUCAGUGACUAAAUUGGUGACUGAAUCGUUGUCUCAGUGUCUGAUUCAGUUACUGAAUCAUUGGCUCAGUUUUUGAAUCAGUGACUUAAAUGUUGGAUCAGUGUCUGAAUCAGUGACUGAAUUGUUGACUCCGUGUCUGAAUCAGUGACUAAACUGUUGGCUCAAUGUCUAAAUCAGUGACUGAAUCGUUGGCUCAGUGUCUGAAUCAGUUACUGAAUUGUUGGCUCAGUGAAUCAGUGACUCAAUUGUUGGCUGAGUGUCUGAAUCAGCAACUGAAUUGUUGGCUCAGUGAAUCAGUGACUGAAUUGUUGGCUCAGUGUCUGAAUCGUUGACUGAAUUGUUGGCUCAGUGUCUGAAUCGUUGACUGAAUUGUUGGCUCAGUGUCUGAAUCAGUGACUGAAUUGUUGACUCCGUGUCUGAAUCAGUGACUAAACUGUUGGCUCAAUGUCUAAAUCAGUGACUGAAUCGUUGGCUCAGUGUCUGAAUCAGUUACUGAAUCGUUGGCUCAGUGAAUCAGUGACUCAAUUGUUGGCUGAGUGUCUGAAUCAGCAACUGAAUUGUUGGCUCAGUGAAUCAGUGACUGAAUUGUUGGCUCAGUGUCUGAAUCGUUGACUGAAUUGUUGGCUCAGUGUCUGAAUCAGUGACUGAAUUGUUGGCUCAGUGUCUGAAUCAGUGACUGAAUUGUUGGCUCAGCGAAUCAGUGACUGAAUUGUUGGCUCAGUGUCUGAAUCAGUGACUGAAUUGUUGGCUCAGUGAAUCAGUGAUUGAAUCGUUGGCUCAGUGUCUGAAUCAGUGUCUGAAUCAGUGACUCAAUUGUUGGCCACACUGAACAUGGUCGGGCAUUGCAGCGCUGUAAAUGUGUAUUUUUUACACUUCUUUUUCUGUCUACCACACACACACUCUCUUGCACGCACACACACACACACACACACACACAAACACACACUCGCAACAAGCCUGGCUGUCCUAGCAUGUGCGCUGUGACCGCCUCUCCCUCUGAAGAACACUAUAUCUGAGUCCACAGUGACAUUUCAGGUGCCCUCCUCUUCUUUCUCUCCUUUUCUCCUUUGUUUUCUGAGAGGAGGAGUACAGAGCUAAUCGUUAUCGGGCACACACGUGUUUAUUCUGAGACUGCUGUGGACUGGCGUCUCAGUUUAAGAUGCAUAAAUAUAGAUUUUUGUUGGUUUUCCAUUUGAGCGUGCAAUGAAUCUGCAAAAACGUAUUUAAAAAAAGAAUAAAACGAAACAAAAAAAAAAACCGAGCAGAAGCGAAACGAGAUGCCUUCUGCUCCACUUUGUCACUGCUGUUCCUAUUACUACUAUCCUCUAAAAUGUUUUUGUAUUUGUAUUUUUUUAUGCUUAAAAUUUGUGUAUACACAUAGUAUAUUAUUAUAUAUAUAUGUAACUGCAAGUUAACAAAUGGGGGAAAAAUGUGUAUGAUGGUAAUGCUAGAACCAGGUCAACCUAAAUAAAACGUUGAAUUCAAACAUUGUA